AUGUCUCAGGCUCAGGCUCAGGACCUUGGCUUGGAGGAGGAGGCCCCUUACUACGCACCUCCGGCCGAUUUGCCUGCGCCCCUCCCGACGACAGACGAGAUCAAAAACGCCACCGACAUCAUUGCCGACGACAAUGGGCAUCCAAAAGUGGUCUGCGUCGGGCCUUAUGUCAUCAAGUACGGCCGCGGCGUGGACCUCUACGAAGGCAAGAACAUGAUGUUCGUCGAACAGGCUACUACCACCGGCGCGGUACGACUACCCCGAGUGUAUGCUUUCUUCGAGGACGCCGCCGACGAGUGCACCUACAUCAUCAUGGAGAAGAUCCAAGGACAAACCCUGAAAGCCCUCUGGCCGAGUCUGGACGAUGCGCGCAAGGAUCGAAUCUGCCGACAGAUCAAGGCGUCCGUCACCGAGCUGCGCGCCAUGCCGUCCCCCACCGGUGGUUACUGCGCCCCGGGUAACCGACCUCUCCGCGUCGGCUUGUAUCCCGACGUGGGCCCAGUGGACACUGAAGCAGAAUUCAACGAUGCCCUGCUUGAGCACUUCUUGCGCACAAAGGGUGGGUACAAAGCGCUAGACCCCUCCGAUCCCAUGUUCGCCAUGCUCGCGAGACACCUUCCCACUCUUGACGAAAGCUUGAAGAAACACUCGUGGGCCGCGAAUUGGUUCCGUCGACAAUUCUCUGCUGUCUUUCGAGAUCAUCCGCCUACAUUCGCCCACGGAGAUUUGAAGCCCGAGAACAUCAUGGUUGAUCCGCAAAACAAUGACAUGGUGACUCUCAUUGAUUGGCGGAAGGCUGGGUGGUACCCCUCCUACUGGGAGUAUUUCCCGGCUGUCAUGGGGUGCACCAACUUCUACAACACCGACUGGGAUGAAUGGCUGGACCGCGUUCUUGUACCUUACCCAAACGAGUAUGUCUGGCAGAUGUUUCUCUGGUGCAACAUGUACAAUUGA
Messenger RNA from Exophiala spinifera, 954 nucleotides. RefSeq lists its product as uncharacterized. The record is from RefSeq and is a predicted model, not a curated record. The transcript has a single exon. Lineage: Eukaryota; Fungi; Ascomycota; Eurotiomycetes; Chaetothyriales; Herpotrichiellaceae. Bases 1 to 954 code for a protein of 317 amino acids.